CUCCGAGACGACAACACCGUCUAAUGAAUUAAUGAUUAUACGACACACCAUCUGAUGCAUUAAUAAUUGUACGAAAACACCAUCUGAUGCAUCAAUGAUGGUACGACAACACCAUCUAAUGCAUUAAUGAUCAUUCGACGACACGAUCAAGAAUUCCUCUUCCCUUAUUAACAACUUCAACAAAACUCAUCAGCCAAGCGUGGAGGAGGUUUCGAUCAUCAAACGGCCCUCUUACGCGAGCGAGACGACAAUUCCAGACGGUUAAAGAAUAACAACAACAACAACCACCACCACCAUCACCAUGGCCAACAACAUCUCGAGAAAAGAGCUCCUGGGCAAGGUCUACAAGAUGGUCCCGCCUAUGCUGGAGAAAUUCCACAAAGGUCAACUCGGCCGCGUGGCAGUCAUGGGGGGGAGUGAAGACUACACUGGAGCGCCAUACUUUUCCGCAAUGGCAUCAGCCAAACUGGGAGCAGACAUGUCGCACGUCAUCUGCGAGCCCACCGCGGCCAACGUCAUAAAAACCUACUCCCCAAACCUCAUGGUGCACCCCUACAUGCGACAGGAGAAGAACCUCGGCGCGGACGAAUCCCCCGAGGGCAUCGCGGACAAGAUCAUCGCCAUGCUCGACCGCCUCCACGUGCUCGUCAUCGGGCCGGGGCUCGGGCGCGACGCCCUGAUGCAGGAGACGUGCGCGCGGGUCCUCGUCGCCGCGCGGGAGCGCAACCUCGCCGUCGUGCUCGACGCCGACGGCCUCUACCUCGUGCAGACGCGGCCGGAGCUCAUCCACGGCUACAAGGAGUGCAUCCUGACGCCCAACGUGGUGGAAUUCCAACGCCUGGCCAAGUCCCAGAAUCUGAACCUCGAACAUCCUCCUCCUCCUUCCGCCGGCAAGGACUCCCCGUCAGGAGGGAAAGGAGGAGGAGGAGGAGGACCAGAGGAAGGGCAGGAGGCCUGCGCCCGCCUGGCCCGCUCCUUCGGCGGCGUGACCAUCAUCCAGAAGGGCCACGAGGACAUCAUCUCGGACGGCGCCACGACCCUGGUGUCCUCGGGCCCGGGCGGCCUCAAGCGGUCGGGCGGCCAGGGCGACACGCUGACCGGCUGCGUGGCGACCUUCCUCGCGUGGCGCAGGGCCUACCUCGAGGGCCUGUGGCCCCACGGCGGCGGCCUCGACGCCGCGGAACUCCUGGCCCUAGCGGCGUUCGGCGGGUCCGCGAUCACGAGGGAGUGUUCGCGCCUGGCGUUCGCGGAGAAAGGCAGGAGCCUGCAGGCGGGCGAUCUGACCGGCUUUGUACAUGAGGCUUUCUUGGGUCUGCUGGGGGAGAAGGUGGGAGGGGAGUGAGCUGAUGCUGUAGGCUGUUGCUGCUGCUGCUGGUGCGAUGGACAUGGAAUGGUCGUGUAUGAUUGGUUGUUAUGGGAGGGUCUGGCUUUCGUGCUACACGUGUGUGCGUAUGAUCGUGUGCUUCGUGCGCCACGGUGAGAGUGACGGUGACUGUGGAACUUUGAUAUCUCCUCUGGGCCGAUUUUUUGGAAUCGUCUUCUCACGUUCAUUUGAUUUGAUCAGAUUUGAUUUCGAGGAACACGUGGUUUGUUGUUUCUCUUUCUAUAACUCUAUGUUUUCGGGGGGGGGGGGGGUUU
Messenger RNA from Dissoconium aciculare CBS 342.82, 1638 nucleotides. RefSeq names its product H-hydrate dehydratase. Gene Ontology annotation, molecular function: ATP-dependent NAD(P)H-hydrate dehydratase activity. The coding region runs from base 302 to 1342 and encodes 346 amino acids. Gene Ontology annotation, biological process: metabolite repair. Lineage: Eukaryota; Fungi; Ascomycota; Dothideomycetes; Mycosphaerellales; Dissoconiaceae. The record is from RefSeq and is a predicted model, not a curated record. The transcript is spliced from 3 exons.